Messenger RNA from Anas platyrhynchos (mallard), 5102 nucleotides. It is a transcript of the gene COLQ, whose product is annotated as collagen like tail subunit of asymmetric acetylcholinesterase. Gene Ontology annotation, molecular function: extracellular matrix structural constituent conferring tensile strength. Gene Ontology annotation, biological process: extracellular matrix organization. NCBI's taxonomy places the organism in Eukaryota, Metazoa, Chordata, Aves, Anseriformes, Anatidae. The record is from RefSeq and is a predicted model, not a curated record.
AUCUCCAUCUGGGAGGGCAGGAAUAAUGACGGUUUUCACACCAGUGAGCACCUCUGCUCUUAAUGGAAGCAGCUGUCAGAUCCCAAGCGGAAAGGGAACGUGUGAAGGACCCGUCUCAUGACAGAAACUUAUUGCCAGUUGGAACAAAGCACAGAAACGCCAGGCUUUUGUACAGGUAACAAAAGCUCACGCUGCUUUUCAGAAAACGAGAGGUUUGUUUUCCUCCCACGGCGCUGUGCGGUGCGUCGGCUGCCACCACCCCCAGAGCCGAUUGCGUUUCAGUCACCUCAUAAUGGCACACUUAUUGUUUCUUCCACCUGUUGCGCCCUGUCACUAAACUCUUUGCAGUCACUCGGUGUCUGAUCAACUACUAGUGAUGCUUUCGUUUUCUCUUAAAUGCUAAAUAAUGAUCUGUGGCUGUGGAGCCUCGGUGGCAUCCCUCAGCCGAAGAUGUACGGUGUAAGCGAAUGCAAAGCACCCCCAGUUAUAAACAGAUGUUAGGUCACUGCUCAGCUCUCUCAUUAAGGCAAUUAGUGACCUGUAGAAGAUGAUCAAUCAGGGAUUUUAUUCAUCUCGACAUUGUUGUCUGGUUGCCUGCGCUGAGGGAUGCUGUUUAUAGUCCAGUUUCUAAUCUCUCCCUUUCCUGCUCAUUAUUAUUAUCAACCCAAAGUGCCUUUUUGCUUCUGUUACCAAAACAGAAUCCCCACCGCCACCGUUUUAGCAGCUAACAUCCACAAUGGGGGCAACUGAUCCAGCACAGGAGUUAAAUAUAACCGUGCCUAGUGUAAGGAGAAGAUUUAAUGGGAAAUGGUUGGCAUUCUUGCUUCCUAAAGGCACGGCGAGGGAGCGAGAGCGGUCGGAGCCGUACACACACACGCAGACACACAGACACACACGCAUCCCGCAGCCAGCGAGGAAAGAGGAAGCGAGCAGGCAAGACAGACAGAGAGGCAGAGUAGAGAGCGAGCAAGCCCCAAAGCAGAGCUGCGCCUCCAGGCUGCAGUUGCCCAGGGCGCAGGCAGCAUGUUUGCCCUCAGCCUUGUUGCCUGGGGAUUUUACCUUCAGCUUGUCUCCUGCUUUGCUUUCUCUCAGACUUCGUACGUUGACAAUGCCUUCUCAGUUUCCUCAGAUCUCCCUUGUUUGGAACAGAAGAAACAGCUUCACCGCAGACCAUGCUGUCUCCUCGGCCCUCCUCCACCGCCCCUGUUUCCACCACCGUACUUCAGGCACAGCUGGAGCACUAAGCUGCUUACUCUGGACAUGAAGGACUUGUGCCAGGAGCUCCAGAUAACAAUGCCCGACUUGCAUUGCCCCACAGGGCCUCCUGGCCCCCAGGGUCCACGAGGAAUUCCUGGCAUAAUGGGACCAAAAGGAGAGAAAGGGGAGAUCGGCAGGCCAGGAAGAAAGGGUAGACCAGGUCCCCCGGGUGUCCCUGGGAUGCCAGGACCAGUAGGAUGGCCUGGACCUGUGGGACCAAAGGGUUUUCCAGGAACUAGAGGAGAAAAGGGAUCCAGAGGUGACAGAGGUGACAAAGGAGUUAAAGGAGACCAGGGAGAAGUAGGCUCUCCUGGGAUGCUGGGACAGAAAGGAGAGAUGGGCCCCAAGGGACAAUCUGGAGCACCGGGACACCGAGGACCUAUAGGAAGACCUGGAAAACGAGGCAAACAAGGACAAAAGGGAGACAUCGGACCCGUGGGUAUCAUGGGCCCACCUGGAAGGCCUGGUCCUUCUGGCCAGCCAGGCCCCCCUGGACCUUCAGGAUCAGGGCAAUUCGCAAUAGGACCAAAAGGGGAAAGAGGACUUCCAGGACCUCCAGGGAGAUGUCUCUGCAGAUCCCCACAAAAUAUGAAUAAUCCAUCAUAUGAGGAAUCUGUGUUUGGACACAGUUAUCCAAAAGUCCCGGCGAUACGUAGCUCAGUUUGCAGAACUGGAUUCCAUGGCAAUUCGAAAUACUUCUUGAGAGAGUUACCAACCACCUCUUUUUCUGUACCCCAGAUUUUUGUGGUGAAUAAUCAAGAAGAAUUGGACCGAUUAAACACCGAAAAUGCCUUAGCUUUUAGAAGAGAUCAGAGAUCUUUGUAUUUCAAGGAUACCUUUGGAUGGCUCCCAAUCCAGCUCAGCCCUUUCUACCCCGUGGAUUACCGCUUCGGGGACGGCAGUACCUGUGGAGAUGGGAUCAUCCAGGAUGGGGAAGAGUGUGAUGAUGGCAACACAGUUGUGACAGAUGACUGCAUAAGAUGUCGCCGUGCUUACUGUGGAGAUGGCUACAGACAUGAGGGGGUUGAAGACUGUGAUGGGAAGGAUUUUGGAUAUUUGACAUGUAAAACAUAUCUCCCUGGGUCUUACGGAAAACUGCGAUGCACUUCUUACUGCUACAUCGACUCCACACAGUGUCGAUACUUCACAUGAGGGGAGCAGAGGUGGGCAGCAUCCUAUGUGUCAUGGGGUGCUAGGUGCUACGCUAUCAUCUAUCCAGGAAGGACUGGAACAAGAGAAAAAAAAAAAAAAAAAAGAAGAAGAAGACAAAAAAAAAACACUUCUGUGUGAAAAACAAACAAACAGAUGUCAUGCUGCUGAUGGCCAUUUUGAGAUGUUUGUCUUUUUUUUUUUUUUUUUUUUUUUUUUUUUAAGUUGGAUUGGGAAAAAAUAGGACCACUGCAUCCUGUCUUAAUAGAGAAAUGUCAAACAGUGUUUGCCAGUAAGACUUUUGGGUGGCUGUGUGUGGGAACUUGCUCUAUCACAAAUGCUACUGGAAACUGAAUGUCACUAACCAGGAACAUCAUGACAACAUUAAGACAACAUCAAGACAACAUUACCUCGACUUAGCACUGUUCAGCCUAAAUCUAAGUUCUUCAGGGUUUUUGUUUUUCAACCUUCUCAGCAUAAACACAAAGUGUAUCUUGGACAUGGUGUUUAUAGAGACUUUCUCUUUUAUUACAAUGUGAACUUCCUAAGUGUUGUAUCGACGUGAGUGAUGAUGACUUCAGCGGCAUUAAGGUCAGCUGCACGCCUUUGUGGAUUGAACGAGCAGGGGUCUUUCAGUAAGUGCUUUACAGACCAGCAGAUGGGGCAAAAAACCUCCAGGCAAUGAAUUUGGGCUGCAUCUAUCUGCACCCAUCCACAGAAAUGUGAGCUGUCUCACCGGGUCUGAACCUGCAGACCACAAAGGCCGGAGUGGCCAAACAAAGGGUGACACAGGAUGAGCCUAUUUCUUUUUUACACCUUUGCCAAGCUGGUUGCGUUCUGCAUGAGCCCAAAGAGACUGGGGCAGUGCUGGUUGCCCUCCUGAAACCUCAACACGGCCAUGUACACGUGGCCUUCACUCCGGUUUCUGUACUGGAAGGUCUCGUUGUUCUCCUCCCCUUGUCCAGCCGAUCUUCGUCCUUCUGUGCCAGCUGCGCCCUGUCCUCUCUCCCCGUGCACUGACCCCUCUCGACUGCUCUCAGUUCCUGCCAUCGUGUCUGGAGUACCCCAGUGUGCCUCCUCACUUUUGUAUCUCUGUGAAACAAAUCCCGGCCUAGAGUGUUUGUGGGUGCUGAUUCAUGCUGUAUAAUGUACAUAUAUAUAUUUGUUUUUCACAGGUUCGGUCAACUCUGUUAGCUCUGAUAGGAGUCAGGGUAAUUAUAUACUUAUUUAUUAGCAAGCAUUAAAGAGUAAAUUUUACAUAUUAAAUACGUUAUGUGCAAAACAGUUCAUAACAGAAGAAAAUGGUGCAGAGAUGUGCAGAAUUCAGGACUAAGAGCCUCAAAUCAAGGUGUUAUUUUCAUACAGGCCACUCUUUUCUGCUUUGCCUUAAAUGCUGCACUUGAAUGUUUGAAAUGCGUGAGUUGUUUGUAACAACGACAGCUGCACUUACACAGUCACUUCUGUAAAGGUUAAAUAAAGGUGGGUGUUACUUUGUGAUGGUAAUGCAUUAAAGCAACCGAGAAAUACAUACAACUUUUACCAGCUGUAUAGGAGAUUUUAACUCUGCAUGUCCAAUGUGAUACUGGAAAUCAUCAAUUAAAUGAAAGACAAACAAAAUUAGUGUACUCUGUGGCCAUUGCUUACCUGGGCUGUUUGUGCUGCUGCGAAGCUGAGCCACCACCAUUUGCAGCCCGGUUCACUAGUUCACAACACUUCUUGUGGCUUUUUAAAAUUUAAUCAGAGGUCUUAAUAAAAGGCCAAGGAACCAAUGGGGCAAGGAAUAUGGCAUAAGCUCUGGAAGUCCAUGCGCUAGAAGAGCUGCCUUUUAGUCUCCUGCCCUGGUGCAAGCCAUGGGUUUCAGCAGCACCACACUAUCCCAGUGGGAUCUGUUGCCUUCUCCAAGGAGCUCAUCUCUACUUGCAGCCCCCAAAAGGCUGGAGUCCUGGAGAAAUUUUAAGUCCAGCCUUAAGUCCUGGUGUUUUUUAAAGCUCGUACCUGCAAAAGAGGUUGUAAAGCCGAGCACAUCAAGGGCAGGAAACAUACAAAGGAGUUGAGAUAACUUAUGUAGGAUUGUCAUGUGCUGCAUGUGUCCAGGAAGGUGUGCAUCAGAAAACAUUUAUAAAGUGUGGAUUUUAAAUGGACUUUAUGAAUACAGCACAAACAAUUCAGCAUCUUAACAAAAGGAAAGGAACAGAAGAUACAAGGAAAAAAAAAGGACUGGAACAAUUUUCUUACUACAAAUGAUUUCUUCUUCCCCUCAGACAAUAGAGCAUUAAAAAACACAUCUGGGAAGGUGUUAAGUAUCUGUGACAUAAAAGACUGUAAAAAAACCUUCCUCCUUUUUCAGAUGUACCUGCUUUAUUGUUACCUGGGAUUCUUCAGCUGGACGGUGCCUGGGCUGCUCUGAGUUAUCUUCCCUCCUUGUCUGAGUUUCUUAAUGUGUUAAGCCAAAUAUAGCUCAAAAGUUAACUGAGGUAUUUCAGUUCCUUGGCCUUUUGUAGGAACGAAUGCCUGUGGGAAGGUUUUCUAAUCAUUAGUAUGGAGCCAUAGGUGAAUACAGAAAGAGUACGAGCUUGCAUUGUGCGCUGUAUUAAAUGUAUACUAAAAAGCCAGCUUGCAUUUAGUAUGUGAUUAAAUAUAUGUAGUUACCUACUGCAUGUAUUAACAGCUCAUGUCAAUAAAUCAUGCCACCUUAA